Messenger RNA from Syngnathoides biaculeatus (alligator pipefish), 976 nucleotides. RefSeq names its product trafficking protein particle complex subunit 4 (gene trappc4). The transcript is spliced from 5 exons. Gene Ontology annotation, cellular component: TRAPP complex. The record is from RefSeq and is a predicted model, not a curated record. NCBI's taxonomy places the organism in Eukaryota, Metazoa, Chordata, Actinopteri, Syngnathiformes, Syngnathidae. Bases 179 to 838 code for a protein of 219 amino acids. Gene Ontology annotation, biological process: endoplasmic reticulum to Golgi vesicle-mediated transport.
UUUUUUUUUUUGUUCCAAAAUAAAAAUUCAGAUAGCAGUUACUUUUCAGCACAGGAACCACACUAUUGCAAUUUGUAAUAUUUAAGAGACUAAAAAUCAACGACGGUGGAAAAAAAUCCCGAGGCGCGUUGUUGUGGUCACAUGACCGCGGCUGUCAGAUGCCGAAAACGUCGCAAAGAUGGUGAUCUUCAGCGUCUAUGUAGUCAACAAGGCUGGAGGUUUAAUUUACCAGUAUGACAACCACGUCCCGAGAGCGGAGGCCGAAAAGACGUUUAGCUACCCUUUAGAUUUGGUCCUCAAGCAUCACGACGAAAAGGUGGUCGUGUCGUUUGGGCAGAGGGACGGGAUCAAAGUGGGUCAUGCAGUUCUCUCCAUCAAUGGGAUUGAUGUGGUGGGAAAGAGUACAGCAGACGGGAAGGACAUUAUGGCAUACUUGAAAGAUCCCUCCAAUUAUCCAGUGUCCAUUCGAUUCGGUCGCGCCCGACUCAGCUCCAAUGAAAAACUGAUGCUGGCAUCUAUGUUCCAUUCGUUGUUUGCGAUCGGAUCGCAACUGUCUCCAGAGGUUGGGAGUUCAGGGAUAGAAAUGCUGGAAACGGACGUGUUCAAACUCCACUGUUUUCAGACUCUUACAGGAAUAAAAUUCAUAGUGCUGGCAGACCCGCGACAAGCCGGGAUUGAUGCUCUUCUCAGGAAAAUAUACGAGAUCUACGCAGAUUUUGCUCUAAAGAAUCCAUUCUACUCUUUGGAGAUGCCUAUUAGGUGUGAGCUGUUUGAUCAAAACUUAAAGAGUGCACUGGAGAUUGCAGAAAAAGCUGGGAACUUUGGAGCUGGAUCGUAAACAAGAAAAUACUUCAACAGCUUUUGUUUUUGUCGGUUUAUAAAUUGCGUUAGCCGUGUCCCAUUAAGGGUGCAACGACUGAACUGUACAUACAUGUCAUUUUGUAAAUACUAUUAAACUUAAAUAUUGCAAGCGUGA